This is a messenger RNA of Toxotes jaculatrix (banded archerfish), 3949 nucleotides long. RefSeq names its product nucleolar protein 9 (gene nol9). The transcript is spliced from 13 exons. The record is from RefSeq and is a predicted model, not a curated record. Lineage: Eukaryota; Metazoa; Chordata; Actinopteri; Toxotidae. Bases 219 to 2324 code for a protein of 701 amino acids. Gene Ontology annotation, cellular component: nucleus. Gene Ontology annotation, biological process: cleavage in ITS2 between 5.8S rRNA and LSU-rRNA of tricistronic rRNA transcript (SSU-rRNA, 5.8S rRNA, LSU-rRNA). Gene Ontology annotation, molecular function: polynucleotide 5'-hydroxyl-kinase activity.
UUGUGGCUCACACAUGUAGGCUAGCCUUUUAGCGUUGCUGUAUUAGCUGGCCAGCUCCUGGGAUUCUCUUUGGCAAAUUAUAGACGCCGUCUACUUAGUAAAAAUCAUAAAGGAUCACCUCAACAGUUCUCCAUUGCUUUGUUUUGUUUUUACAAGCGGGGGGCUUCCCGCUUUGUUUUUCAUUGGCACCCACAUGAAAAAUUGUUGAUUAGAGAAUCAUGAAGGUGAACAAACCCACACAGGUUAAAGGCCAUACUAAAUCUCAGAAGUGGAAGGAUGUGAGGGGCAAGCGAUGCAGGCCUCCCAUCAGUUCCUCUGAACUCAACUCUUCUCCUGUCAUGGCCAGGAUGAUAAAAGAGCACCAUACCAUUAUGAAGAAAAAACCCAGGGUCAAGAGACUGAAAAAUAAGGCAAAGCCUACCUUCGACUCUAAGAAAAACACUCCUCAGUCUGGACUGAAGAAAUCUUACAGUCACGCUAAUGGAAGUUCAGCAUUUACAAUGGACAAUGAGUCAGAUGACUCUCAGGAAUGGAAGGAGUAUUCCCAGUCCAUUCAGGGGAACGGUGUGGCGACCUUGGCUGACAUGGAGGAUGUACAGCUAGGUAGACUGGAGGGAGAGGCUCUCCAUUUCUGUGCAGAGAGAGAUGAUCGGCAAAACCAUGCAGUACUUGUCAUGCAGAAGGACCAGACCCUGUGCUUCCGUGGGAAGUGCUUUUUAACCUGCUUGUAUGGUCGGGUAGAAGUGAUGGGGUUCACUAUUGAAGAAGGCCAGCAGUCUUAUCCACUCUUCUCCCCAGCCUCACAUUGUCCGCUCACCAUUAGAGCUCUAGAAAACUCUGAUGACACCAGAGAUGUCAAAACUGAGGCUUCACCCAUCCUCCGAAAAUAUCUGUCAGCAGCAUCACGGAAAAAGUUGCUCAAAAGGGUCAUGUCAAACUCAUCCAUCAUCCUACUGGAGCCCAUGGAGACGCCUCUGACACGGUUUCUGUCAAGCUUCACAGAGCUCAGUGAAUUGUUCAGCCCCCUGAUGAGUGAACUCAUGUCAGCUGUUCUCGACACUCCUCUCAAUGGUUUGGGUAUGAUUCCUCUGGUCAGCGCCAUCGAGGGCCUGAAAAAGUCAAAGAGCUACAGAGCUGCUCUUAACACAGUGGUCAGUGCCUGCAGAGGGGACAUGGAUGGUUGUGCAGUUAUCCUGGUAUGUGGCACCAAGAAUGUGGGCAAGUCGACAUUUAUUCGCACCCUCAUCAAUACCUUACUAAAUCACACUACUUGUGUAGAUUAUUUGGAAGGUGACCUCGGUCAAACAGAAUUCACCCCAGCUGGUUGUUUGUCUUUGACAAGUGUCAGAGAACCACUUCUGGGUCCACCUUUCACACAUCAGCGCACACCAGAGCACAUGAUCUACUAUGGUCAGUCGUCAUGCGAGUCAGACUUGGAGCGCUACCUGGAAUCCCUGAAGUCCUUAUGGCGUAGACGCUCCCAGAGCAGAGAGACUCCUGUUAUCAUUAACACCAUGGGCUGGGUCAAAGGUUUUGGAUUUCAGCUGCUAGUGGACAUGAUCCGCUUCUUCCCAGUCUCACACGUCGUCCAGCUCGGUCACAGUGGUACCACCCACUGUCCUGCCCUCACUCCAGAGUUUCUGAGGACAGCACACGGCUGCCAGACUCACCCACCCACGCAGACCGCUCUGGAUGAGUUCACAGACAGCCACAGUCCUCCUAGAAGCUACACCCACCUUAUUGUACAAUCAGAGUUUCAAGCAGUGGGACGUCAAGGAACAGCGAAACACCAGCGGGCUAAUGAGCAGAGAGAGCUGUCAUUGCUGGCCUACCUGAGUCAGCUGCAGUCUCCUGAUCCUGGACCAGUUAGACCUCUACACAGCCUCACCCCGUACCAGGUGCCCCACAGUGCCGUGGCUUUAGGUGUGAUCCAUUGCGAGGUGGUGCCCAGUCACAUGUUUUAUGCUGCCAAUGCCAGUCUGGUUGGGCUGUGCUGCCUGGGAGAGAAAAUAACCAGCAGAGGAGGUCCAGUGCUGCUGUCCCAGGCACCCAUCUGUCCAUGUGUGGGCUUCGGCGUGCUGCGAGGUAUUGACAUGGCACGAGGUCUGUACUUUUUGCUGACACAUGUCGAUCCCUCCGUCCUUCGUAUGGUCAACUGUCUUUUACUGGGAGCCAUAUCGCUGCCUUCCUGCAUCCUCACAUCACAGCCUGGCUUUGAGGGAGAGAUGCCCUACGUCACUACAGACUACAGUUUUGAUCUCUCUGGUGCAGGAAAGCUGCGAGUCUUCAAGGGACUGAUGAGACCUGGUCAGAUAGGGGUGUAAGGACUUUUUUCUGCAAAGCAUCAGUUUAUUGCCCUUCACCUUCUCGACUGGUGUCUUACGCCAAACCAGUCGGCACUGGCCUUCUUUGAAUGUACAGAGCUGAGGUUGAGUCGGGACAGUGUUUUUUUUUUUUUUUUUGUAUUUCAUUUCAAGACUCUGCUGCCAGGAAUACAGACUCUGCAGGAAAAGACGGCAGCUUUCCUGUUAUUGGACUUCCUUUUUGAAAACCCUGGGUGUUCUCACCACUUCUUACAACCUGACACUGUACGUACAUUUGAUGGCUCUAUGAAGGAGUUUUGGGGUUUUCUGUCAGAUGGACAAUAAUGUCACACCUUGUAGUUAAAGCUCUUCUUUGAUGUCUCUUCUUUGUAGGUGACAUUCCAAAAGUGAAUACGUAAACCUGCCAGAAUAUUAAACGAGAAACAACUUUCGUUUGUUUUCUUUUCUUGCUUUCAGGUGCUUUUUAGACCAGUGUCACUAGUGGUUGUUACAAUUGCUAUUUGUUUCACAGUCAUGUAGUCAUACACCCUGUAGAUUUCAAGCAGGCAAUGACCAUCCUCAAUCCAGACAGUAGUUUGUUCAUUUUUGACAGUUGCAUUGUGGGAUAAAAUGUCCACUUAAUAUUGUUUAUACUUACAUCCAACAGGCGGGGUAAUGGAGGGAUUUUUCGCACAACGUGAUCUUUAAAUCUGAUGGAUUUACACAUGAAAGAGGCCCAUUUUGUCAGUAUUGUGUUUUUAUGACAGUCAAAUGUUUUACUGAAACAUUUUUUUUAUUGCUGACAAACUCUGCUUUAACUGUUUUGUGUUUGUUGUUGUGUUUAAAUGGUCACAACAGUGUUAACAGCACUUAAAGGUCAUUCGAGAGCUUUUGUAAAUGUUUACAGUUUCUUAUGUGGGCUCAUGUGAGAUUUAAAAAAAAAAAAGAUCAUUUUGUUUUUUUGGUGCUACCUUUUGUGCCACAAGGGGGCAGCAAAUAGAUGUUGAGAUUUUUCUCUGAACAACAGCAGAUGUUUACUUACAAAAAGUCUCCAGGGCAAGAAAAACCAAUAAAAACUGUAAAGACACAAUCCAAAAAUAGUGAAGAAAUUUAAUGUUUCAUAAUGGUCGUAAAAGCAAAUCAAGGUUAAUUUAAGAAGUGACACCACCCAAGUGACUUGUCCUCGCAUGUAGACUGACAUUUACAUGAUCUGACUGGAGCAAUUGAAGGAGGACUCUCUGUCGUAAACAACCACUCACGCAGUGGAGAAUUGCUAAUUUGUUAAGUGGGUUGUUUUAACAUCCCCUUUCUGCCCCCUCGCUAUUCUUUGUUCACUGCCCCCCCCCCCCCCCCCUUUAUUGAGUGUGGGUGCAUACAAACACAGCACAGCAAUGUUUUGGCAGAGUCAUUGUUUUGGCUUUGUCAGGUCAGAUGUUUUCCCAUAGAUCUCAUGCAAACCAAAGAGAGAACCUGCUGUAGGGGUGCAUGUCCCUGAAUGAACAACACACAUCUGAACAACAACCACAGAUGUUCUAUUGCCACUCAAAACUCCUAAUUUCUCCCAUUUCUUGUGUAUGUUUGACCCCAGAUUUGCUGUGUGGUAAUGUGAUGUAAUGCAAAUGAAUUGGGGAAAAUGCAUCAUGUGA